Dibothriocephalus latus is the source of this 1113-nucleotide messenger RNA. The record is from the annotation of a GenBank genome assembly. NCBI's taxonomy places the organism in Eukaryota, Metazoa, Platyhelminthes, Cestoda, Diphyllobothriidea, Diphyllobothriidae.
AUGCUCUCGGAAUCAACUGGCAGCAUAAAAGCUUUCUACUCGGAUCUCAACGACAGCGAUCCAGUGUCCUCAGAGAAGUGCCUACAGUUUGUGGAUCACCUUCUCGCCCUACUGACCGUAUCUUACUACCUUUGUCGUGACUGUGGUGAGAAUCAGAGGCUCCUGGUAGAGAAUACACCCGAGUUGUUCAGUCGCGUGCUUGUUGAGUGUCUCGAGCUCUCGCCGACCACAAUACAGCUGCCCAGUUCUACAAACUCCGCCUCUGUUACACCAAGUGACCUAGAAGUGGAAAUCCGUCACAGGCACAAGCUGGACAUUCUACGUUACUCGGCUUGCGAGCUGUUGGCCCUGAUGUCGGCCGAAGCAAGUGGUCGGGAGGGCCUAUUAGCCUCACCUGGCCCAGCUCGUCUGCUCUCCUCCAUAGCACUCUGCCUGUCAGAUGCCCUCGGUCUGCCCAAGACCUCUGUUCAGCGUUCCCUUGCUGACGGUCUGCGGAAGCCCAAAAAGCCCCCUCUCCCUGUUAGCACGGUUGGCUCCUCCUUUGCCAUCCAAACCGUUGCUGCUAUUGCCCGUGUCCUUGAAAAUCUCACCUCCAGUCCGCACUUCCUGAGCAUGGUGCGUUCCUCAGACUGCUUCGAGGGUCUGCAGGAUGUCGUAGAGGCGGCUGUUGCUGUUCCGUCCUCUGCCUCCGCAUCAACCUCGACGACUGCAGCUCCUGCCAUGUGUCUGUCACUCCUGUUAGACUGUCUUUCCUUUGCCUGCCACGACAUUGGCCUACGACGCCGUCUCGUCUCCAAGCCCAACUUUGUCCUCAAUCUUGCCAAUUGUCUUGUCCGACAUGCGCCGCUUAUUGCUGACGACAACCACGUGGCACUGGUGGGUUCUCUGUGUCGGACACUGCACAAUUGCCUGACUGGUGAGAACGCGGCGGUGCCUACUCAGCCGGAACUGGAAGCCCUCCUGUCUGGAGUUGGUAUUGUCCUUGAUCAACCCUCUCGGGGACCAGUCAUCCUCGCUGUUGUCAUCGUCCUUCUCGGAAAGAUUAUGCCCCUUUGUUCCCACGCCCAGGUAAGCUCGCCACCACCACCACCACCACCACCACCACCACCACCA